Messenger RNA from Vicia villosa (hairy vetch), 1213 nucleotides. RefSeq lists its product as uncharacterized. The record is from RefSeq and is a predicted model, not a curated record. Bases 42 to 986 code for a protein of 314 amino acids. The transcript has 7 exons. Lineage: Eukaryota; Viridiplantae; Streptophyta; Magnoliopsida; Fabales; Fabaceae. Gene Ontology annotation, molecular function: hydrolase activity, acting on ester bonds.
GUAGAAUUUGAUGAGAUUGAUAUUUCAAAAAAUAGAGAGCGAUGAUGAAACUAUUUGAUGCACACUGUCAUCUUCAGGAUCCAAGAAUCUUAAGCAAGACACCACAACUGAUUAAAGCCGCACAAGACAUCGGCGUCGUCAAUUUCGCCGUUAACGGAGUUUGCGAACAGGAUUGGGCUUCCGUCAACCAACUCUCCAUCACUUUUCCUUCCGUUCUUCCUUCCUUUGGCCUUCAUCCCUGGUAUGUUGCAGAGAGGAGCCCCAAUUGGUUUAAGAAGUUGAAAGAAUAUUUUGACUCUACACCCUCUGCUGCAGUUGGAGAGAUUGGCUUGGACAAAGGAUCACACGGCAAGAAGAUUGAUUUUUCUGAGCAGGUUGAAGUAUUAAGGCAGCAGCUUGAACUUGCUAAAGAGUUAAACAAGCCAGCAUCUGUACACUGUGUUCGCGCUUAUGGUGACCUUCUUGUGCUAAUGAAGUCUAUGGGACCUUUUCCCGCCGGUGUCAUUCUUCAUUCUUACCUAGGUUCUGCUGAGAUGGUUCCUGAAUUUUCAAAGCUUGGUGCUUAUUUUUCCUUCUCCGGGUUUCUUAUGUCACUAAAACCCAAUAAGGCCAAGAAAAUGCUAAAGAUGGUUUCUUCUGAUAGGAUCUUGUUGGAGACAGAUGCACCCGAUGCGCUACCAAAGUCGAACAUAAAUUCUCUUUUCUUUGUUGAAGGAGAUACUUCUCUUGCCGAAGAGAUUCAUCGCCAAAGAACAACUUCAUCCUCAACUUCUGAUUCUUUUCCCUCUAAUUCUAAUUCGUCUCAAGUUGUAACCGAUGCUUCAAUGUUGCCGAAGGAAACACUAAACCAUCCUGCUAACAUUCAUAACGUACUUGAAUAUGUUGCAUGUAUGCUAGAGAUUACAAAAGAGGAAGUAGCUGAAUUAAGUUACCAGAAUGCAGUUCGGUUAUUCUCCUAUGAAGGAUCAAAACUACUUCAAAAGUAAACAAAUUACAGGUUCUUCUAAGAUAAAUUCUUAGCUUAAUUAGCCAAAUUUAUUUUGUAAGAUACGUCCAAACUAGAAAUUCAACAAAGAUAUAAACAGAAAGAUUGUAACAACAGUUUGAUAAGGUCUAAGGUGUGUGGUAUAUGUGAUAGAUUUGUUUGCCUCUCAAAUUUAAUUACAUUCAAUUUUCUAAUUUAAAUCAAGGAUUGAUUAUAUUAUUCUUCCUC